CUCCUUCUCUUGGCGUUACAUAAAAUACUAGAAAGAUCAAAAUCUAAGAACUCCACCACCAAUUUACCACCAGGGCCAUGGAAGCUCCCUCUCAUAGGAAACCUACACCAACUUUUUGGCUCAACUCUGCCUCAUCACACACUAAGAAACUUGGCCACCAAGUUUGGCUCCUUAAUGCACCUAAAACUAGGAGAGGUAUCACACAUCAUAGUUUCUUCACCAGAAAUAGCCAAAGAGAUAAUGAAAACACAUGAUACCAUCUUUUCCAAUAGGCCACAAACUCUUGCUUCCAAAAUUGCUUACAAUGGAGAAGACAUUGCUUUCUCUCCCUAUGGAGACUAUUGGAGGCAACUACGAAAGAUGUGCACAGAAGAGCUGUUAUCCUCAAAGCGAGUGCAAUCUUUCAGGUCCAUAAGAGAAGAGGAGGUGUCAGCAUUCAUUGAAACAAUAUCUUCAAGUAAAGGAUUGGUGGUGAAUCUCAGUGAGAAGAUUUACUCAUUGACAUAUGGAAUAAUAGCAAGAGCAGCUAUUGGUGAAAAAUCAAUGGCGCAGCAAGAGUUAAUAUCCAUUAUUGAGGAAGGAAUACACCUUGCUGGAGAACUAUGUAUUGCUGAUCUCUUUCCUUCCAUUACAUUGCUUCAAAUGUGCAGUGGAGUGAAGGCUAAGUCUGAAAAACUGUUUCGGAAGAUUGAUGAAAUAUUGGACAGGAUCAUUAAAGAACACAAGAAAAAGAAAAGCAGCCACAUGUGUGAAGCAGAUAAAAAGUAUUUAGUUGAUUUUCUUUUACACUUUCAACAGCAAAACAUGGAACAGCAAAACUUGGAACAUCCCUUAACUGAUGACAAUGUCAAAGCUGUCAUCAUGGAUGUCUUUAGCGCUGGAACAGAAACAUCAUCAGCAGUUGUGGAAUGGGCCAUGUCAGAAAUGGUGAAAAAUCCAAGGGUGAUGGAAGAAGCACAAGCUGAGGUGAGAAGGGUGUUUGAUUGCAAGGGGCAUGUGGAUGAGAGUGACAUGGACCAAUUGAUAUACUUAAAAUCUGUCAUCAAGGAAACCAUGAGGCUACACCCACCUACACCAUUGUUACUUCCAAGAGAAAGCAAGGAAAAAUGUGAAAUCAAUGGAUAUGAUGUAGCUGCUAGGACCAGGGUCCUCAUUAAUGCUUGGGCUAUUGGAAGAGAUGCUAAGUAUUGGACUGAAGCUAACACUUUUAAGCCAGAGAGAUUUUUGGGUAGCUCAAUAGAUUACAAAGGCACAAACUUUGAAUUUAUUCCAUUUGGUGCUGGAAGAAGGAUGUGUCCAGGCAUUGCAUUUGCCAUAGCUGACAUUGAGCUGCCACUUGCUCAGUUGCUUUAUCAUUUUGAUUGGAAGCUUCCUGAUGGAACCAAGCAUGAAGAACUUGACAUGAGUGAGUCAUAUGGGUUAACUGCAAAAAGACAAAAUGGACUAUCCUUGAUUCCCAUUAUUCAUCACCCAUAG
Messenger RNA from Abrus precatorius (Indian licorice), 1476 nucleotides. RefSeq names its product cytochrome P450 71D10-like. The record is from RefSeq and is a predicted model, not a curated record. The transcript is spliced from 2 exons. Gene Ontology annotation, molecular function: iron ion binding; monooxygenase activity; oxidoreductase activity, acting on paired donors, with incorporation or reduction of molecular oxygen. NCBI's taxonomy places the organism in Eukaryota, Viridiplantae, Streptophyta, Magnoliopsida, Fabales, Fabaceae. The coding region runs from base 175 to 1476 and encodes 433 amino acids.